Rubroshorea leprosula is the source of this 1404-nucleotide messenger RNA. NCBI's taxonomy places the organism in Eukaryota, Viridiplantae, Streptophyta, Magnoliopsida, Malvales, Dipterocarpaceae. The record is from the annotation of a GenBank genome assembly.
CUUACAAUCUCAGCUAGACCAUUACCCUCUUCUUUUCAUAGUGGUAACCCCACCCUUCCACCUAAUGAAACCUUCAUCAGCAAGAUCUCAGCGUCGACAACCUGAGGUUCGUUUGCUUGUGAAGCCGCUUGUAAGGGUGCCAGAAUCAGUUGAGACAUAUGGGACUGCCAGUUCUCUGCCUAACAUGGAAAAAGAACAGCCACUUGAUGAAACUAAUGAUGGGACUCAAACAAUGAAACACCCUCGAUGGACCAGAGAGGAGACAAUUGUUCUCAUACAAGGCAAGAAUGCUAUAGAAGAGAACCUACUGCGAGAAGGUCAACAACAAGGGCAGAACGAACCGAAGUGGUAUUUAGUCUCAUUAUAUUGCAAACAGCAUGGCGUUGACAGAGAGGCCGUUCAGUGCAGAAAAAGAUGGAAUACUCUUAUUGGUGAAUACAAGAAAAUUAAAACUUGGGAGUCACAGAUAAGGGAGGGGGCUGAUUCAUUUUGGGUGAUGAGGGCUAAAUUGAAGAGAGAGAGAAAACUACCUAAUUCAUUUGAUAAGGAAGUAUAUGAUGCCUUUGAAGGAAAAAGGUCUGCCGUGGCAGCAAUUCCAUUGGCAACAGAAAUGGGUAGUGAUAUUGCAAACGAAGCAACAGGAUGGGAAGAAGAGACUGGUGAUGAUAAUGCAAAGGAAGCAACAGCAAUGGAAGAAGAGACUGGGGAUGAAGUUGCUGAAGCAGUUUUUGAUUGUGGACACUCACACGCUAUAGCAGAAGAGGGUUUAUUCUCUAAUUAUGAGCAGCCUGGGCAGGAAGACAUCGUGCAGGGAUUUGAGAAGGAAAAUAUUGAAACAAGCGGGAUAACUACAAAGACAGUUAACGGUCUGUCACCUAAUUCAGAACUUGAAGCAUAUAGAAUAUUCCUUCUAUUCUUCUGCUUCUAUGCUGCAGAUAAGGUGAAAGGAAAAAAUCCAGCCUCAAGUGAAUGGACAGGGUCUAUGACCGAGGACGGUUUGAAGCAUGGGUGGUCAUCACUAGAUGGAUGUGUAGAUGCAAAGCUAGACCAGUUGAUCAAGGUUCUAGAAAGGAAUGGUAGCCUGAUAAAUGAGCAGAUUCAAGCUCAAAACACAAACUGUCAACUGGAUAGGGACCAAGGGAAGGAGCACACUGAAAGCUUGAUUGCUGCCAUCAACAAGCUCACAGAAGCGGUGGUAAAAAUUGCCAAUAAGUUACAAGUUAAAAAAUAAAACCAAGAACGCAGCAAUCUAGCUUCCUGCAAUAUGACAAAGUAUGCAGGAAAUAGGUUUCAGCUUGGCUUUCCUUUUCUUACCACACAAUGGCCCAGACCCAGAACUAGAAGAGGCCCCUCUUUGCCUUUUGGAUUUACAACUGAAAUAAGGAAGAAAGAACAGACAAUUUA